AACGAACUUGCGAUGUACGGUACAAAGAACAACGGUUCAAAGUACAAAGGCCCCAAAUACUGACACACCCCGGGCUGAGCUCUAACGGUAGAUGCAUGCAGGUGAUGACAUCUAAUGCAAGGCUUUGUAGCCUACCUGUAAACGGUAUAUUUUAUAAGUUAAGUAUAUAACUUUAUGAACGAUCAUCAUGAGGACCAGGACAAAACUACUCACCUUCAUUGCGGGAAUGGGAAUCCUUGUGAGCUAUGCCUUCUAUAAACCUGUUCCCGAUGGUUUUGCAGAACCAUGGCAGUACCGUAUAGUGGCUACAAUCUCCCAAGCCAUUCAGGGCCUCAAUUACGUUAGGAUGUGUGUGUGGGACCGUCGUUGCCCAACCAUCUUCGAGGAGCUUAUGGAGACAUUUAGCAUACUUGAAACCUUGGUUGGGGAUCCACCGGAAGAGGUACCUGGGUCAAACAUCAGAUCACGAGUGACGUCAUUCGAUGGUAUCAGGGUGAGGGUGUACGAGCCAAUCGAGAAAGACGGCGAAGGGGAUCUCCCUGCAUUCUUGUACUUUCACGGUGGAGGUCUGGUGACUGGCAACAUCGCUUAUUACGAUCCUGCUGUCCGGAUGAUUUCCGAAAGAAUACACGCUGUUGGGAUUGCCGUCACAUACCGACUAGCACCUAAACACGUGUUCCCAGCUGCAUUCGACGACGCCUUUGCAGCCACGAAGUGGUUCCUACGCCACGCUGACGAGUUCGGCGUUGAUCCAACGAGAGUAGCCCUGAUAGGGGAUAGUGCCGGUGGUCUCCUCGCCGCCCUUGUGUCUGGGGCGAUCUCGGACGAGCCUUCCUUGCCCGACAUCAAACUCCAGGUACUCAUCUACCCAUGGCUUCAGAGCUUCGACCACAACACCCCAUCCAUGCAGAAGAUACGAUGCCAGCACGGUGGUUUCGGACAAACUGUAGACAUGAUAGGUCUUAUGCCAUACUUCGUCACUGCAUACACCUUUGGCAGUGUGGACGAGCACCUCGGACAGCAGAUCUAUGCGAACAACCACACAUCGGCUGCCUUCAAACAAUCGGAAUUCUAUCAGAAGCAUCUCAGCCAUGAUCUCAUCCCAGCUGAUAUGAAGCCGGAUUGCUAUGUCCCUCCGACAUCAGACUUCGGUGAUGACGAGCUAUGGAAGAACAUGAAGGACGCUUUGACCUCGACGAAGUAUUCGCCUCUCUAUCGCGAAGACUUUUCCAAAUUGCCCCGCGCGUUCGUCGCGACGUUCGGAUACGACUGUUUACGCGAUGACGGGAUAUUCUAUGCAAAGAGGCUGGAAUAUGCGGGCGUGCCAGUGAAGUGGGUGAAUUAUGAAGACGGUUUUCAUGGCAUUCCAUGGUUUGGAGAUAAUUCAUAUGAAAUCGGGCGACAGAUGGCCGAAGAUUUUAUCGAAUAUACAAAAGAGCAUCUUUGAUAAAAGAGUAGAUAUUCAAUCUCUAAAUAUGUUGAUCGUGAGAAUUAUUUUCUCAAUGUAUGUAUAUUCCCUAAAUUGUCAAUAUUUUUUCUUCCCACUUCUUAUGAAAUAAUCGUGACAGUAUAUAUGGUCUAUUCUUGAUAGAUUAAGUUUAUAUCUGAAAUAAAUCUCAUACCUGUAUCAGAUCACGCGGGUUAUUAUGAAGUUAAUAUAUUAAUAUUAUUUUGCUCCGUUAUAUGCCUGAUUGAAUUUGAUAUUAUAAAUAAAAUGUAAAUAAUUUAUAUAAGUCAAGAGAA
This is a messenger RNA of Strongylocentrotus purpuratus (purple sea urchin), 1743 nucleotides long. Its product is annotated as neutral cholesterol ester hydrolase 1-like. The record is from RefSeq and is a predicted model, not a curated record. The transcript has 4 exons. Lineage: Eukaryota; Metazoa; Echinodermata; Echinoidea; Camarodonta; Strongylocentrotidae. Gene Ontology annotation, molecular function: carboxylic ester hydrolase activity. The coding region runs from base 188 to 1447 and encodes 419 amino acids. Gene Ontology annotation, cellular component: membrane.